Molecule: messenger RNA, 2439 nt
Organism: Abrus precatorius (Indian licorice)
Lineage: Eukaryota; Viridiplantae; Streptophyta; Magnoliopsida; Fabales; Fabaceae
Product: DNA mismatch repair protein MSH5
Exons: 34
Coding region: 1-2439 (812 amino acids)
Biological process (GO): chiasma assembly; mismatch repair
Cellular component (GO): nucleus
Molecular function (GO): ATP binding; ATP-dependent DNA damage sensor activity; mismatched DNA binding
Source: RefSeq, a predicted model, not a curated record
AUGGAGGACAUGGACGAGAUCGAUGCCGUUCCUCAGGUUUACAUGGCUUGCAUUCUAAAUGGUAACAGAAUAGGAGUAUCUUACUAUGAUUCAACCCUUCGCCAACUUUUUGUGCUUGAAGUUUGGGAUGAUGGUGACAAAGGUUUUCCAGUUAUUGAUCUGGUUAAAUAUCAAGCAAACCCUUUGGUCAUUUACACAAGCACAAAAAGUGAAGAAUCCUUCUUGUCUGCUCUGCAACGAAGUGAUGGACUAGCUGAGCCUCCUACAUUAAAGCUUGUGAAAAGUUCAAUAUUCAGCUAUGAGCAAACAUGGCAUAGAUUAAUUUACCUUCGGGUGGCGGGGAUGGAUGAUGGAUUAAAUGUCAAGGAGAGGAUUCACUAUUUGAGUUCCAUGAUGGACAUGGGAAGUGAAGUACAAGUUCGUGCUAGUGGCGGCCUUCUGACAAUAUUAGAGAAUGAAAGGAUUGUAGAUACUCUUGAGCAAAAAGAAUCCGGAAAUAAAUCAAUUACAAUAGAUUCUGUAGCAGAAAUAUCACUAAAUAACUUUCUCAAACUUGAUGCAGCAGCUCAUGAAGCAUUACAAAUAUUCCAAACAGACAAACACCCGAGCCACAUGGGAAUUGGUAGAGCAAAAGAGGGGUUUUCUGUAUUUGGAAUGAUGAAUAAGUGCGUGACUCCAAUGGGUAGACGUCUUUUGAGAAACUGGUUCUUGAGACCUAUACUUGAUCUUGAAGUUCUAAACUACCGUUUGAAUUCUAUAUCUUUCUUUCUAUGCUCAGAAGAUAUUGUUGCUUCUUUACGUGAAACCCUGAAAUCUGUGAAGGAUAUCCCCCACUUGCUCAAGAAAUUUGACUCUCCAAGCUCCAUAUGCACCAGCUCUGAUUGGACAGCUCUUCUAAAGAGUAUUUGUGCGCUGCUGCAUGUAAACAAGAUAUUUGAAGUUGGAAUUUCUGAAGGUCUUCGAGAAGAGUUGAAGUACUUGAACUUGGAUAUUGUUGAGAAGGCAAGUUCAUGCAUAACAACAGAGCUUGCUUAUGUCUAUGAGCUGGUAAUUGGUGUUAUUGAUGUGAAUAGAACUAAAGAAAAGGGAUAUGCGACAGUGGUGAAAGAAGGUUUUUGUGACGAGUUGGAUGAGCUUAGGCAAAUAUAUGAGGAACUGCCAGAAUUCCUGGAAGAGGUUUCAUCAUUGGAAUUAGCACAACUUCCGGUUGUAUGCAAGGAGAAGCACAUUCCUUGUAUUGUUUAUAUACAGCAAAUAGGAUAUUUAAUGUGUAUCUUUGAAGAAAAACUUGAAGCAACCAUUCUGGAAAAACUUGUGGAUUGGGAAUAUAUAUUCGGUGAUGCAGAUGAAGAGACAAAAAGAUACUUUUAUCAUACCCCGAAGACACGAGAAUUGGACAGUCUGUUAGGAGAUAUCCAUCAUAAAAUUCUAGACAUGGAGAGGGCGAUCACCAGAGACUUGUUUUCACGAAUACUGUUGUUCUCAUCCCAUUUGAUAAAGGUGGCAACUUUUGCAGCUGAGCUGGACUGCUUUUUGUCAAUGGCUUUGGUUGCUCGGCAGAACAAUUAUGUCAGGCCUUUGUUGACUGAAGAAAACUUGCUUGAGAUAAAAAGUGGAAGGCAUGUUUUACAGGAAAUGACUGUAGACACAUUUAUUCCGAAUGACACUAAGAUUCUUCAUGACGGAAGAAUUAAUAUCAUCACUGGUCCUAAUUUUUCUGGGAAAAGUAUCUAUAUAAAGCAGGUGGCUUUAAUAGUUUUCCUCUCCCACAUUGGUAGUUUUGUGCCAGCUGAUGCAGCAACUGUGGGUCUGACAGAUAGAAUAUUUUGUGCAACAGGAAGCAAGCUUAUGACAGCUGAACAAUCAACAUUUAUGAUUGAUCUACAUCAAAUCGGGAUGAUGCUCAGGCAUGCUACUUCACGAUCUCUGUGUCUGGUGGAUGAAUUUGGUAAAGGCACUCUUACAGAAGAUGGCAUUGGUCUACUUGCUGGGACCAUAAAUCACUUUGUCAUGCGUGAUGAACCUCCAAAGGUUUUUGUGUGCACUCAUCUCAUGGAUUUGUUGCAUGGGCAUUCUUUGACCAAGUCUGAGCAGAUUAAGUUUUACACAAUGAGUAUAUUGAGGCCUGAUAACAAUUCCACCUAUAUUGAAGACAUUGUGUUCUUAUACAGGCUUGUCCCUGGACAUGCGCAUCAUAGCUAUGGGCUGCACUGUGCACUGCUGGCUGGUGUACCUGACGAAAUCAUAAAAAGAGCAGCAGUUGUGUUGGAUGCUGUUUCAAAUAAUAAUUAUAUUGAGCGGUUAUGCAAUGAGAACAUCUCAGCUCAAGAUCGUCAAUACGAGGAUGCCAUGGAGAAAUUGUUGGAAUUCGAUAUUGACAAAGGCGACUUAAAACAAUUCUUCGAGGAUAUAUUUUUUCUAGUUCCUAACGCAUCGUGA